AUGAAACCAAAUUUUCAGGGUGACUUAUACGCAUCCAAAGAAUUCGUUGAUCUUUAUCGUGACAAGCCGACUGUAUUCACAGUAGUACGUGCAAGGAAUGCUGAUUAUCCACACUACUACUCAGACGUUGGCGUGGCAUUGAGUGUAUCGAAUGAUGAUCAAGGUUUUUCGUUUCCGAUCAAGCUGUAUCGCUUGCUUCUUCGUGAAAACUCGCCAGCCGGAACGAUUUUGAAUACGACCGUUACUGUAGGUAACCGUGCCGCUUACGACGAUGUCAAAUACGGGUUAAUACCAGCAAAUCUCUUCUCAAUUGAUGACGAUGGCGUUAUAAGGGCGCUCCAACCGAUUGAUGCGGAAAAAUUGUCGCGCGAUUCGAGAGGAAUCAUCCAAAUGAUCGUUUUCGCACAUAGCGGCAAAGACGAAGCGAAUGCCACUAUUCAGAUCAAGAUUGAGGAUGUGAAUGAGUUCGCACCGAAGUUUGAUCGUCUUUUGUAUGAGUUCAAUGCGUCUGAGAACAUCGAACCAGGCCAAACGAUCGGAACUGUGCAUGCCUUCGACGAGGAUAUCUCUGAGGGCAGUCGACUCACAUACCGAAUCACAGAAGGUUUGCUUCGUUUGGCUGAUUGCAAAUACGUAUCAAAUUAA
This is a messenger RNA of Anisakis simplex (herring worm), 645 nucleotides long. The record is from the annotation of a GenBank genome assembly. NCBI's taxonomy places the organism in Eukaryota, Metazoa, Nematoda, Chromadorea, Rhabditida, Anisakidae.